AUGGAGGAUUUUGUAUUGGACGAGCUACUGGACUUCCUACAAGCCUCUGAUGAGUUGACUCUACCAGCAGCUUUAAUGUUAGACAACGAAAAGUCAGAAUUCGAAAGUAUAGACAUGGCACCUAUACCAAACUCUCCAGCUCUCGCUUAUAUCGCACCAGCUCCCUCUCGUGUUAGUCAGACUGAAGUGCGAACACAAAGGUCAAAGGAUGCUAUUCGUCGCAGUGAAUAUCGCAAGCGUCAAAAGGCUGAAAAAGAAGCUUUGCGUCAAGAAAUUAAUGAUCUGUCGGCCAAGUUAGACAAGCUACAAAAUUCAUCGGGGGAAGAGAUAUCAUCCCCAACUACUGAUGCUGCAUUGUCUACGUGCUUGUGGCGAGCUAUUGCUUGUCGGCAAAACGAACACCGACGAGCUGCAGAAGACGAACAGUCUUAUCUUCGUGCUGCUAUUACGUCUCGUGCCAAAUUAAUUGAAGAUCUCCGUGGCUUUCUGCAAAAGCGUGCUUAUGAAGGUACAAUCGCGAAUGGGGACUUCGGAGACGCUCCCCCACUUCAAAAGCGCAUGCGUCUUGAAGCAACCGAUUCGGCAUUAUUUGAGACCUUUUUGCAAGAGCUGAAUACGGUGUAUUUACAAACAGACUACGCUGUGAGUAUGUGUGAGUUGGCCGCAGGAAGUGACAUGCCGUUGAUAACAAAACACAAAGAUGGAGCAAUUGAAUCAUACCAACAUGCUGAGCGUCAACUGAUGCCGUUUAAAUUUGAACCAGCCAGUCGUUUUAUAUGGCAGAUGGCGCAAUUGAAGCAUCGACAAGAAGAUCGAGAAAUUUACGAAGGUGUCGAGGACCCCGAGAAUACAAUGGCGAUUAAAUUCCGCAUUACAAGUCGUCAAAUGGGCGAAGCAGUGUCACUCCUUCAACGUGUAGUCAUACGUCGGUAUCAGGAGAAAAAUCGAGUUGUGGCCGUGUGGAGAGUCUUUACCGAAGGUGAAGGACUGUUUCGAGGGAUGCAUUCCGACGAAACAGGGUGGGGAGUGCUUCGACCAUCGACUACCGAAGCAGGUAUAUGCACCGGAACGAUUUUUGAUAUAUAUUACCGACAAGUGCCCAUGCACUUUAGUCAUUCUUUGACUUGUACCCCUGUUGUCAAUGAAUUCACUAAAUUGGUGAUUAACAUCGGCGAAGAGGAAAAUCAAAUUGUGCAGCAGGGUCUUGAAAACAUGCUUCUUGAUGACGAGUUAGAACAGGAAGCUAAGAAGAAUUCAUAA
Messenger RNA from Plasmopara halstedii, 1260 nucleotides. RefSeq lists its product as uncharacterized. The record is from RefSeq and is a predicted model, not a curated record. Lineage: Eukaryota; Oomycota; Peronosporomycetes; Peronosporales; Peronosporaceae. The coding region runs from base 1 to 1260 and encodes 419 amino acids. The transcript has a single exon.